This is a messenger RNA of Cricetulus griseus (Chinese hamster), 4675 nucleotides long. Lineage: Eukaryota; Metazoa; Chordata; Mammalia; Rodentia; Cricetidae. The record is from RefSeq and is a predicted model, not a curated record.
AGUUACUCCGAGGUGAUGAGCCUCAACGAGCACUCGAUGCAGGCGCUGUCCUGGCGCAAGCUCUACUUAAGCCGCGCCAAGCUCAAAGCCUCCAGCCGGACCUCGGCUCUGCUCUCCGGCUUCGCCAUGGUGGCGAUGGUAGAAGUCCAGCUGGAUACAGACCAUGACUAUCCACCAGGGCUUCUCAUUGUCUUCAGUGCCUGUACCACGGUGCUGGUGGCCGUGCACCUCUUUGCACUCAUGAUCAGUACCUGCAUUCUCCCCAACAUCGAGGCUGUGAGUAAUGUCCACAACCUCAACUCGGUCAAAGAGUCCCCCCACGAGCGCAUGCACCGCCACAUCGAGCUGGCCUGGGCCUUCUCUACGGUCAUCGGGACGUUGCUCUUCCUGGCUGAGGUCGUGCUGCUCUGCUGGGUCAAGUUCUUACCCCUCAAGAGACACUCAGGCCAGCCAAGCCCCACUAAGCGCCCUCCUGAACCAGCUGUCGUCGCCAACAGCAGCAGUGGCAUCACCCCGGGUGAGGCGGCGGCCAUCGCCUCCACUGCCAUCAUGGUCCCCUGUGGCCUGGUUUUUAUCGUCUUUGCUGUUCACUUCUACCGUUCACUGGUCAGCCAUAAGACGGACCGGCAGUUCCAGGAGCUCAACGAGCUGGCAGAGUUUGCCCGCUUGCAGGACCAGCUGGACCACAGAGGGGACCAUUCCCUGACACCUGGCACCCAUUAUGCCUGAGUCCUCGCCUUCCCACUGGCCUGUGGAGCUUCACCUUACGCCCUUCCCCAUGACCUUGUCCUGGCCCAGACUGGAGGACAGCCUGCACAGGCGACUGGGCUUUACCGGGGCAGAGUGUGGAGGGAAGAGGUUUAAAAAAAAAAAAAAAAUCACUGCACUUUGAGACUUUCUUCUGUGAGAAUAAGCACUCCCUGUUCUUCCAGCUCUGGGUCCCUUCCUGGUAGGAUGUGGGGGGACUGUGUGGGACAGAUGCUCUCUUUGUCCUUUCUCCUCCCCCGCACCAGUGCCACCCGGAUGCUUCCUGUCCUGUCCUCCUCAGCCUCCUUCCCAGUUUAUGGGGUGUGUGUGUGUGUGUGUGUGUGUGUGUGUGUGUGUGUGUGUGUGUGUAAUGCAUAAAAUAUACUCACAAGGGACACCUCUUCCUCGUGUCUGUUUGUUGGGUCUGGACUGCCUGAUAGGAUGUUCCAGUCAGGUGGGCCACAAAACAGUCUUUAAAAAUUUAGAGAAGGGGCUCAGGGACAGAACGCUAGCCUGAUAUAGCCAAAGCCUUGGGCUCAGUCCACCAACUCUACAAAAACUAUGUUGCUGGGCAUAGAACCCAGGAACUUGACCAGGCACUCUCCCACUGAGCUAUAUUCCAAGUCAUGUUUGGAGAUUUUCUUCUCAAAAGAAACCUUCAUGGGCAGUAGUUAAAAUGUGUACCCAUUUGUUUCUUUUGGAAGUAGUUAUAAAGGAGUCAGAAACUGGUGUACACAAACUGAGCCACUGAUUCUAGGGGAAAUUCAAAGUUAGUCACAAUAUUUUUGUUUCAUGAUUAAGAUGUUACAUUGAGCUGGGUGUUGGUGGCGCAUGCCUUUAAUCCCAGCACUCGGGAGGUAGAGGCAAGUGGAUCUCUGUGAGUUCGAGACCAGCCUGGUCUACAAGAGCUAGUUCUAGGACAGCCUCCAAAGCCACAGAGAGACCCUGUCUCCAAAAACAAAAACAACAACAACCAAAGAUGUUACACUGUAUUAGGUGUAAUUGAAUUUAAAGAAUAUGUAUUUUGCAGGGUAGGAGAGAUGGCACAGUGGUUAAGAGCACUCGGCUGCUAUUCCAGAAGAAUAUUGUGUGUGAUGUCUAGCAUCUAUGUUGCAGCUCACAAUUAUCUGUAACUUCAGUUCCAGGAGAUCAGCAUCCUCUUCUGGCCUUUAUGGGGACUUGUCACACAUGUGGUUCCGAGACAUACAGGCAACACUCACACACAUAAAACAUUUUAAGAGAGACCUGGGAGGUGGUGGUGCAUGCCUUUGAUUCUUUAAUCCCAGUGCUCUGGAGUCAGUGCUCUGAGUUAGAGGCCAGCCUGGUCUACAGAUUGAGUUCCAGGACAGCCAAGGCUACACAGAGAAACCUUGUAUCAAAAAAAGGUUUCAUGUAGCUCAGGCUAGCCACGAAGUUGCUGUGUAGUGGAGGAUUACCUUGAAUGGCUGAUACUGCUCUGUCUGAGAUGACAGGUAUACUGCCAUAGCGGGUGUCAUGCAGAGCUGGGGAACAAACAAAUCCAGAGCCCCACCCCCACCCCCAGAAUGGUGAACAGGUUCUCUAGGAACUGAGUGACAUCCCUAUAGCAACAUGAACAUUGUUUUAAAGUGCUUGUGUGAGUGCCUACAUUGAUGUAUGUGUGGGUGCCACAGGCAUGAAUGAUGGUCAGAAGAGGGUGUCACAUCGUCUGAGAACUGAACUUAGAGGCAGUUGUAAACCACCAUGUCAGUGCUGGGAACAAAAUGUGGAUGGGUGUUCUGUGAGAGCAGCUGGUUGUUUUGUCACCCAGCCAUCUGUCCCACUCAGAUAUAUAUAUAUAUAUAUUUUUUUUUUUUCAAGUGCCCAGACUUGUGUUUUUACAGAAUGCCUUGUUAGUUUAGCUUCUCUUGAUAUUUUUUCAUGGUUAUAAUCAGAUUGUGCAUUUUGGCAGGAAUAGUCUGAGGUUGUGUCAAUCCAUCUGAAACAACAAACUAAGGCUAGUUAGCCAUUAUGUGUGGGAUGUACUAAGAACCAAGCGGUGCUCAUUGGACCCUCGCAUUCUCAGCAUGAUAGUUUUCACUGAGCAGGAAACAAAAUUGAUGCUCAAGAAAGUUAAUGUAGCAGGCCUUUGUGUGACCAGGUAGUGGGGUGAAAAGGGGCAACUUAGAGCAUUUAUCUCAGCUACUUGGUCUCAGAGAUGUCAGUCCAUCUUGAUGGAGAGGGUAUGACAAAGACAUCAGUUCAUGUCACAGCAGAGAAGAGUCAAACAAGGGGACCUAGGAAGUGACCACAGCAAGAUACAGUCCCUGAGGAUACACAUCCAGUGACCUUGUCAAGUGCUACCUCCCAUGUUUCACCACCUCCCAAUAAUGCUGUCGCACAAGCCAUAGAGGAAUGACUCCCUGCCAUUGAUCAGGUCAGAGGCCUUGUGAGCUAAGUCUUUGGAAAUGCUUGCACAGCCCCCAAGGUGCUUUACUAAUCCCCUGGGUUUUUCCUAAUCCAGUCAAGUUGACAGUGAAGAUUAACUAUCUAUCACAAAUAACUUGCCAGGACUCAAACUCAGAAAAUGGCUCAGAGUUCAGGGCCUCGAAAGAAUCUUACUCAGCAAGUUUUGGCAUUGCUUGAAGAAUGGGAAGGCCCAGGGUCCUGGGCCUGCAUUGCAGAGCUACAAUGAGCAGGUACUGAGUUUUAGCCACCACUACCUAGGACCUAUCUUUGUCACGGUCGCCACCACUCCCUCUUGUUUGUCACACUAGGCCACUUGAUGUGACUUCCCUUGGCUGUUAGAUGGCUCAGCAGGAAAAGGCGCUGCCCCAAGUUUGACCACCUAAGUACAUUCCCCAGACCUCCACACAUGCAACAUGGAACUUGGACACACAGCCACACACAAUAAAUGCCAUUUUUAAGACAUUACUUACCUGACUCCCACAGGCCCUGAGUUUGAGAUAUGUCUGUCCUGGAACUGUAAUAUAUAAAGUGGUUUUGUUUGCCUUCUUUCUAAUGGUGCUGAGACUCAAACCUAGGGCAUUAUGCAUAAUAAACAUCUUACUACUGCUAUAUCCCUAGACCCUAUAAAGUAGUUUGGGGGCCUAGUGUUUGUCCUGCUCCCAUCACACUGCAUCCACCUUGCAUCUCAACAUCUUAUACACCAGGACCAUCCUCAAGAGAUGCUGAGUACACCUGGGGAGGGUCCCCAGUGCUACCUCUGCUCGCCAGAGAAGCCUGGAUAUCACUUGCAUAUUAAGUCACCUUCCUGCUUCUGCAGAACCCCAGGAUCCUGCUAGAAUCAGUCCUGGACGUUGACUGAAGUCUAAUGUUUUGUUUCCUGAAUGUGUCUGGAUUAAGAAACACCAGGCUGACUUAUAGAAUGUAGAUCCCCAAACAUCACCAUCCCCUAUGAGCUGAUGCAGGUUGACAAGUUGGUCUGGGUAUGUUUCUAGAAUAGAUUUCUAACAAGUACCCAGGCACCUUGAGUAAAUACUCCUUGAGAGCUUAGGCUCAGAGCUGAGGCGUAGCCCGGUGGUAAAGCAUUUGCUUAGCUUACCACAGGCUUUGUGUUCCAUCCCAACACCAAAGGAGAUGAUUAAAUAAAAGCAUGGUCUCCAUGCUUCGGCUUUAUUUUUAUUUGGGGUACAGUGGAUUAUUCACUUGCUUCCAGAUUCAACAGUCAAAAGUUGUUCUUAAGCCAGGCAAUGGUGAUGGCACACUCUUUUAAUCUCAGCACUCAGGAGGCAGAGGCAGGCAGAUUUCUGAGUUCAAGGCCAGCCUGGUCUACAGAGUGAGUUCCAGGACAGCCAAGGUUAUACAGAGAAACCCUGUCUGGGGUGGGGUGGGGAGAACAUGGGAUGGGACAUGAUUUGUUCUUCAAUACUGUUCCCAAGUCCCCAGUUGUCUCCAGAAGUGACCACUGUUGCCUGUUUAUUGCUUUUAUAAACAAAUGUAUUCUCAA